Molecule: messenger RNA, 432 nt
Organism: Mesorhabditis belari
Lineage: Eukaryota; Metazoa; Nematoda; Chromadorea; Rhabditida; Rhabditidae
Source: the annotation of a GenBank genome assembly
AUGAAACAGUGGAGUGCUUGCAUGUCAUCCCGUGCCUCGACGUCGACCUCGACCGACACCGAUUCCGAUGGUGGAUCGACGACGAAUUCGAUCAACUCGAUCAACUCGAUCAACUCGAUCAACUCCAAUCAAUCUAGACGAAGAGGCGCUGAGAAUGAGAGACGAUUGAGGGACGAGGCGAGGCAGAGAGCACUCGUUGAGAUCCGGAGAAGAAGCCACGCACAACGUUUAGCUGCUCGUCGAGUGGCUCAAGCGCGCGCCGUGUUGCGAGCGAAAUUCUUUCUCGGUCAGGAUAUGACGUACGCGAAAAUGGUGUUGAAAGAGAAUCGUGAGCUCCGGAAUACGAAUCAACACCUGAAUGACAAGGUACGUGAAAUGGAGGCGGGCAUCGCUGCGAUGCGCGCUUUCCUCGCCGCUCGCUCGAAGCCUCAA